UUGAGUUUUGACGUCGUGCUGUGGUCAAUCAAAUUUGAAAAUUCUUCAAAAAGGAAUAUUUUUAAUUUUUCAGCGCUGAUAAACAAUUUUAUUUAAUUAAUCUCUUUCAAUAUUAUUUUUAAAAGUGUCGUUAAGCGAUAUAAUAACAUAAGUUACAAAAUCAGUGAAUCUGGUCAAUAUCAAUUUGCCACACAAAUUUGUGUACGCCUGUUAAAAUGGCUGAAAAUCUGGAAUCAAUUUCUAAUAAAAACAAUGAGCUGGUAAAGGCAGUCCAACAUUGGAAAAUGGUGGCGGCUCAAAAGGAUAAUGAGAAUCUACAACUGAAGAAGGAAGUAACUGACCUGAGGUUCAAACUUUCUAGACUCCAGAUUACAAAAGCAGAUUUCUUCAGAAAACUCAACUCUUCAAUGCAAACACAAAGCGAGGAGGCUUUGUCACUACUUGUGCAGACCUCGGACUCAGUAGCCAAAAUGUGGAAAUUGGUGAAGGACUUCACGCUCGCUAUACAGGAGACUGAGUCCACAUUGCCAAGAUGGAGCAGCUUGAGCAAAUCACCUCGCAGUACACCUGGGAAAGUCCAGAAAGUGAAGCCGAUGAUGGGUGGAACACAUCUGCAGCCGGUGGUGGCUCUGCAUAGGAAUGAGCGCAUGUCUACUCCACGUACCCGUACCACAAACAGGAUGUCUACAGGUGGUAGGAGGCCUCCACUUGUGCAUCCUAUGCAAGAUCAAUCGAAUGAAAACAUUCCAGCGAGUGCUGUGCCCCUGCAUAUGUUGCAAGAUCAACCGAAUGCAAGUAUUCCAGCGAGGGCGGUGCCCCUGCAUAUGUUGCAAGUUUACGUCCCGUUGACUCGUAUCGACGCGAGGCGCCCCGCUGACGUGGCGAGUCCCUCCGGAGGCGCCGAGCCCGGAGCCGACGCUGAGGAGGACGAAGAUAACUCCGGCAACGGCUCCAACAGUGCACCUGACUCUGCAUCAGAUGCGGGCAGUGAAGGCUCUAACGGCUCUGCAUCUGAUCAGGAAGAGUUGGACUCGGACCAAGAGACCCAAGGAUUAGAGGCUGUCCUAGAGGAGGUGGAGAUGGACGUAGAGAAUCCGCAAAGUUCCCACAUGGAAGCGACGCCGGCCGCAGGCGCUAGCUGGCGUUUGGAUGUGUCCAGUGUAGAUGUAGACAACUCUAAUACGAACAAUUUGGGGACCCCGACUACUGUAUCUGACAAUGAGCCAAUGCCGGGCCCCAGUCAACUCAAUCUGCAGGUGCAGAUCCCGGAGAGCCCCGUGUGCGAGUUCACGCCCACCGUGCGGCGCCGCAAGCGCACGGUGGCGCUCUCGCCGCGCCCCUCGCCGCGCUCCCCGCACGCCUCCCCGCGCCCCGCCCCGCGCCCCGCCCGCCGCCUCAGCAAAGAGGGCCGCAUCCUCAAAGUGAUGGUGGCGAAACUGCGUUUAGAUGACAACGGGGACGCCACGUCGCCGAAGAGGCGGAAUCUCACCGAAACGCAACCAAGGAGACCUAAACCCACCGAGGCUAAAAGACCCAAUCCCACCGAAGCUCCAAGAAGGCUCAAUUCCACGGAAUCUCAGCAGAAGUUACACAGACCGUCUCAAGACAGCCCCAUGCUGUUUGCGAGCCCCCCGAUACUGUCCAAGUCGCCGAUCCUCCAGUUGAGGGAUCGGACCCCCACGCAGCGGUUGAUGAGAUUCGAUGCGCCCAGCCCCAACGGUUCCACGGACUCUCGUGUUCAAGUUAUAAAUACAACAAUGGAUCAACCUGAACCGUGUUGCUCAGGCACGGCUCGAUCACGAACCAUCAGCAGAAGCAACAGCCGAGAGAAUCGAAAGAACUCCAACAAUCAUACCAAUCAUGGCCAUCACAGUAACAAUAAUGGCAAUCAUGGCCAUCACAACAGCAGUCAUGACAAUCAACAAGAUGUCCCGACCAUUCACAUUACUCAGGCCAACAGAGACAGUCAUAGAACCAACCCAACAAGCCAACCUAAUUGUGAUAAAGAUAAUCAUUCCAUCACACCUAAUCACAACCAAAAUAAUCAAGGUCCUUCAACCAGUUCACACAGCAACCAUGACAAUAGCUCCAUCCGAACUAAGCGACCCAAUACCAGCAACGACAAUCAAAUGCCAAGUACUUCGAGCUUCAAUUACGUAAACGAAAGUCGCAACAGUAGGCGGAGUCGCCUGAACAGUCACAAUGACGUCGACAGCGACAGCAGCAACAGCGAUGCGAUCAGCGAGACGCGCUCGAGGCGCGCGCGGAAAGCGGUGGUUUAUAAAGAAAAGCCACUCAAUAGAAAAAUGCGAAGAUGAUCGAGCGAAAUGCUAUUAUUUGGAAUGCAUUAUUGAAAAUAGCCAUAGAUCAAGUGUCUCUGAUAUAACCGGUUGGGACAAUAAAAAAAAAAAAUUGGACAGGCAAAAUUUUGCUUCUAUACGAGAAGGCAAAUGUUUUGCUUUUGAAAGCCUUGAUGCUUUAAUGUUAAAAUAAUACUCGUAUUAAUAGAGCCUUAUCAAAAUCGGCUUUCUUUUGAAGCGAAAUCGAUAUCGUAGCAGCGAUGUCAUAUUGUAAGGUAUGUAGUUAUUUGCAUUUUUUAGAAUUAAAAUUAUCGAUUGUUUACCUUUAUUGUAAUAGUAUACCGGCUAAAUUGAUUAUUGUCGGAUUUAGGCCAACUAGUUUUAGUAGGUUUCCGUUAUAUCAGUGCAACUAAAGAUGUUAUAUGUUUAAAUUUUACAUAUUUCGUGUUUACUAUACCUUCAAUCGUUGUUUGUUUUUGCUAUUUGAGACUGAUUUUCUUUUUUUUUUUCAUUUUUAUUUACAUUUAUACUUCAAUUCUUGUUAUUAAGACUGAUUUUUGUUAUUGUUUGACAUUGAUUUUAUACUAUUAGAUACGUUACUUGCGUACAAAAUCAUCUUAAACAGUGUUUCAUACUCAGCUCACAUGCACAAUUUUGUUUGCUUACAUUAUAUUAUUCUGUAUAUUAUACAGGGUGCUCGGGAGUAUUUCCCAUAACUCUGGGGUUAUAUUCUUUACCGAAAAUUAUUUAAAAAUGUUCAAGGAAUAUGUGUUCUAAAAUUAAUAUUUUCGGAGUAAAUAAUAUUUUAUUUUGUAAAUAAAUCUUAAAAUAUCAUGUCCCUUAUACACAUCCUUAUAUAACUAUCCUUAAAACCUUUAUCUAACCUUUAUCUAUCCUUAAAAUGUAAGGAUAGAUAAAGGUUAGACAGUGUGAUACAUAGAUAGUCGGAAUUAUUUGAAUUACUUUGUAUGAAAACAUAAAAAGAUUUUAUAUUUUAGUUAAAAAAGAAUAAGUUAUGCAAUUCGGUUCCUAAAAGUGGACUAGUUAACACCUUGAAGUUAUGGAAAAUACUCACGAGUACCCUGUAUAGUUUUUACACUCCCUGAACACACCACUCUGUAUUGUCUACAAUAUUAUGCUUAAAUAACUUUUAUUGUUUACUAUACGACUAAAUAGAACUAAACCAAUUUUUUUCGCUUCAUUUUCGACGCGCUAAUGCCAUAUCUAAUAGUAUAAAACCAUUGUUGAAGCUUUAUAAGUGGCUUAAGUUAACUUUAAUUUAUUUAACUUAUCUUCUAGAAUCUACUCAAUAUUAUAAUUUUUAUGUACUCAUUGUAUUAUUGAAUUAGGUAUGACCAAUAGCGGCGGAUCGAAAAUAUCGCUGUCUCUUUUUUUCCAUCACAAUGAAAGAGAAAGCUGUAUCUACGAUUCAGUAUGUCGCGGUAUGCAUGUUAGGACCAGUGAUGGCCGAUAAUUGUAAUUGUAAUGUAAAUGAAAAUUUUAUCAUACAAAACAUAAUUAUAAAGUAAAAUUUUGGCACUUUUAGUGUGACGUCACAGUCAAUGACAAUCCUUAGUUCUUACAUUGUAAUUGUUAUCAAUUGUAGAAAUAAAUUUUUCAGUACUUUUGCACUUUUGAAAAAUCAAAUAUUUCUAUAUGAAAAAAAAUCCAUUAUAAGGUAAAACUCAUUUAAAUUUCUUUUAAAGGGAGAGAAAAAGAUCAUUUUUUUCGUAGAUUUCUAUCGCUUGCCCAGAAUAGUAAUAAAUGCGCCAUUUGAGAAAAAAAAUAACCAUUUUUUAUUAUUUUUUAUAUUAAGCAGUUAAAAAAUCUAAGUGUACUUUAGACCGAAUGAAAUAAAAUAUCUCUCUCUUGCUCGGUUACAUACAAAACGUAACAGUCUCUCUGUCUAUCUUCACUGACAUAGACAUGAGUUUUCUAGGUAAUCCUUAACUUUUAUUAAUUGAUAUCGAUAUAUUUCGGACCCUUAUUCCAUGUUAAUAUUGUUUAUAUUAAAUUUGAUAUGAGUCAACUACCCUAUUAUUUAACCAAAUCGUUAUUUAUACAUGAUAUUACAUCUCCAUAUACCUACUUAUAUACGGGGGUAUACCUACCUGGGUUUCCCCUUUAAAUUAUUGUGUGUAAAUGUUUGGUAUUCCGUAUUGUUUAUUAGUUUUUAUUAAUUUAAAUAAUAAUAAUAUUCUAUUGAUAAGUUAUUUGUAUUGUAGUUAAUUAUAUGUAUUAUAUUAUAAUCUAAAUUCUAUACAUCUUUAUAUAUUUCUUAUGUGCGUGUAUAUGUCACUGAAAUAUUUCUAAACGACUGGACCAUUUUUGUUAAGUUUUUCAAGCAAUUGGUAGAUAGUGAUUCAUGAGGAAGAUUAAGCUGUGUUAUUUUUAUAGAUUUUGUGUAAAUAGGGCGAAAUUUGACUGUAAUUGUGGGAAAUGUUGGAAAAGUCUUGAGAGUUUUCAUCGAAAACGCUACCUAAUUUAAUGCUUGAUGGUGAAGUUGCGGGCGUCUACUAAUACCUACUACUGUAAUUGUGAUUUUGAAGUUUUUUUUUUUAAGAAUAAAUGCCAUAUCUUUCAUAUACGACCAAUAUCACCACCACCUCUCGGUGAAGAAGCCGGCCCCUUACCGUUGAGCUAUUGAGGCUUUUUAUAAUUAUUACAUCACAUCACACAGCACAUUAAUAUAUGUAUAAAGGCGAAAGUUUGUGUGUAGUUGUGUAUGUUUGUUCCUCCUUUAUGCAGCGGCUACUGAAGCGAUUUUGCUGAAAUUUGGAAUGGAAAUAGAUUUUACUCUGGAUUAACACAUAGGUUACUUUUCAUCCCGGUAAAUCCCGCGGGAAAUUCAAAUUUUUAUAAAUGUUUAUUAAGUAUCAUCAUUAUCAGCCGAUGGACGUCCACUGCUGCUGGACAUGGGCCUACAUUUUUGAACCAAAAUUUCAGUGGCAUUGCAUUGCACUAUAAAUAUAAUAAUAAAUCGUUAGUUGUUUCUAGUUUGUAUUAUUGAAUUAUAUUUAGUAAUCUUAAUCACAAAAA
Messenger RNA from Bicyclus anynana (squinting bush brown), 5339 nucleotides. RefSeq names its product AAC-rich mRNA clone AAC11 protein. The record is from RefSeq and is a predicted model, not a curated record. The transcript is spliced from 14 exons. Lineage: Eukaryota; Metazoa; Arthropoda; Insecta; Lepidoptera; Nymphalidae. The coding region runs from base 216 to 2318 and encodes 700 amino acids.